GGCGAGGUGAAAUGUCAAGUCUCUUAGAUCCAUACAUUUAUAUCAAAUAAAAACACAAAAAUAUAGUUCUGGUGUCUGGUUAUUCAAAAAAAGUCCAUUGCAGUAGGAAUAUGGUAGUUCUAAGCACCUUAAAACCCCUCUUACAAAGAGGGUCCUCACUGCUUCUGAAAAAUGCAGGUAAAUGCUUCUUGAUUAUGUAAUCUGUUAAGGUUAUAAUUAUUGUACCAAAUGGUCAUCCUAAGCUAUCAAAUCUACCCUAUACGAGAAUAUAUUUGCGCAAAAAUCCUUUGUUUUAGCUACAAGAGCCAUGUCGGAACACCGAACCUUCCCUAUGGUACCAUCCCGAUGGCAAUGGAACAGAUUCAAGGAUUUGCUACACUUCUAUUUUAUGCUUGGUUUCAUCCCCAUUACAGCUGUCAUCACUUAUGCAAAUGUUUUUAUUGGACCUGCAACUUUAUCUGAAAUACCAGAGGACUAUACUCCAAAAUAUUGGGAGUAUUAUAGGCACCCCAUCACAAGAUUUAUAGCUAGAUAUAUGCUCAACGACCCACAGCAAGACUAUGAAAAAUAUUUGCACUUCAUUUAUGAAGAACAAGAAAGAAUAAAGUUGAGGAGAUUAGAAAAGAGAAUUAAAGAAAAAAUGGGUGAAAGGCAGGAUUACCAGGCAUAUUACUACAGACCUGUUUUAGCUAAAUAUCAUAGAAUUUCAAGAGAAGCUGCAGAUUAUCUUGAAACAAUUCGUGGUGAAUAAUUUUUUCAGCUUGGUUGUUAGUUUUACUUUAGUUUGAAUAAACAGUGAAGGAUAGUUUGUUUCUUAUUUUUGGGAAAAAUGAAUUGCAG
This is a messenger RNA of Acanthoscelides obtectus, 840 nucleotides long. The record is from the annotation of a GenBank genome assembly. NCBI's taxonomy places the organism in Eukaryota, Metazoa, Arthropoda, Insecta, Coleoptera, Chrysomelidae.